Fusarium keratoplasticum is the source of this 1140-nucleotide messenger RNA. RefSeq names its product Zn(2)-C6 fungal-type domain-containing protein. NCBI's taxonomy places the organism in Eukaryota, Fungi, Ascomycota, Sordariomycetes, Hypocreales, Nectriaceae. Bases 163 to 1140 code for a protein of 325 amino acids. The transcript has a single exon. The record is from RefSeq and is a predicted model, not a curated record.
AAUUUCUCUUUUUCCUUUUUUUCUCUUUUUUUUCCUUAUUUCCUUUGUAGGGUCUUCUCUAUUUCCUUCCGACUCUCACUUAUCAACCACAUCUCCCGUUGCUUGAUAAUAACAGUUCUUCUUUCGUUCCUCAUACCAAAGACAAAAACAUCCAACAUCAAAAUGCAGUCCGUCUUCGUCGCCCUUUUUGCCAUUGCCGGCCUUGCCAGCGCUGGACCAGCCGUUGAGAAGCGAGCUGAGUGUCCUGGCACCGGAGCCUACUACGUCUGCGGCAACAACAACUUCCGCGGGUACUGCAGUGUCGACCCCUGCGCUAUUCCCUGGUGUCCCGACUUCAAGCUCAAGACCUGCGAGCCUGCCACCGCCGAGAAGCCGGCCGGUGAGAGCCCCACCACCACCGUCAUCGCCGAGGUCCCGGCCCCCACCGCCACAGUCAAGAACCCCGGCGCUUUCCCUCCCGGUGACGUCUGCCCCCCCGGCCUGGGCCGACUCCAGGUCUGCGCCAACAACGGUUUCCGCGGCUGCUGCAAGGCCGAGGCGUGCGGCGUCGCAUGGUGCCCCGACUACAAGCCUGGCACCUACGAGCCCGUCAAGACCAUGAAGGUCAAGGUCCGACAGUCUGAUCCCACCGUCUGCGCUCCGGGCACUGGCUUCUUCCAAUCGUGCUCCAACGGCUUCCGGGGUUGCUGCAAGUCUGAUGCCUGCGCCGGCAAGACUCCUGUCUGUCCUUCCGCGCAUGUCAAGGCCCGUCAGGCCGACCCUACCGUUUGCGCUCCUGGUACCGGUUUCUUCCAGUCUUGCUCCAACGGUUUCCGUGGCUGCUGCAAGCAGGACGCCUGUGCUGGAAAGGCUCCCGUGUGCCCCCAGCCCAAGAUUAAGGCCCGCCAGUCCGACCCUACUGUGUGCGCCCCUGGUACCGGCUUCUUCCAGUCGUGCUCUAACGGCUUCCGGGGUUGCUGCAAGACUGAUGCCUGUGCCGGCAAGACUCCUGUCUGUCCUUCCGCGCAUGUCAAGGCCCGUCAGGCCGAUCCCACCGUCUGCGCUCCCGGCACCGGAUUCUUCCAGUCUUGCUCCAACGGCUUCCGGGGCUGCUGCAAGAAGGACGCUUGCGCCGGAAAGGCCCCCAUCUGCCCCCAGUAA